GCUAUCCGAGUGCUGGGACUGCUUGGUGCACUGGACCCAUUCAAACACAAGCUGAACAUGGGGAUGAUCGAUGACUUCAGUGAUUCAGGAGCAGUUGUCAGCAUCAGUGUGGUUCCACCAGAAAGUCAAGAGCUGAGUGCCAGCGAGAUGCUGGUGAGCAUGGGCGGGAGCUUGGAAGAGUUCUACCCAGCCAUGGUGGUGUCGACGCUCAUGCGCAUCAUGCGUGACCCCACACUCAGCCAGCAUCACACCAACGUCGUUCAGGCGGUCGUGUUCAUCUUCCAGAGCCUCGGCUUACGUUGCGUCCCAUAUGUUCCUCAGGUGCUGCCAGCACUGCUUAAUGUGGUACGCACUGUGGAUGCAAGCUUCAGGGAGUUCCAUUUCCGACAGCUUGGCCAGCUGAUUGCCAUUGUGAAGCAGCACAUCCGCAAUUACUUGGAUGACAUCUUUGCCCUGAUUAAGGAGUUUUGGGCAGUGAACAGCCCAAUCCAGCUGACCAUCAUCAUGGUGGAGCAGAUUGUGAGCUCCCUUGGCUCAGACUUCAAGGUGUACCUGCCCAAGUUGGUGCCCCAUGCCCUCAAGGUCUUCAUGCACGACAUGAGCGCAGACAGGGCCGUCACUGCUAAGCUGCUGACGGCACUGCAGAAAUUUGGUUGCAACCUCGAUGACUACCUGCACCUUAUACUGCCUCCCAUUGUCAAGCUGUUUGACUCACCAGAUGUCCCUAAGAACGUCGAGCGUAACACUGCAUUGGAAACCAUUGAUAUUCUCUCGGAGUCACUUGACUUUUCGGAGUUUGCAGCCCGUAUCAUUCAUCCCUUAGUCCGGACCCUUGACACCACUCCUGACUUGCGCUCACAGGCUAUGGACACCUUGUGUGCUAUGGUUGUCCAGCUGGGCAAAAAGUACAAGAUUUUUUUACCAUUGGUUACCAAAGUUAUCGACAACCACAAGAUUGUGCACCAGCGGUACAAUUCUCUCGUCACUAAAAUCAUACGAAGUACCAGUCUUAUAGAUGAUGACGAAAUGUUUGGUGUGGACAAACGGCAACCCAGAAGCAGACAGCAGUCGGAGGACCAGCCUGCAUCAAACACCGAGAUCACAACAGUCAAGAAGCAGAAAGUUUGUUCGGCCAAUUUGGAGCGGUUGUGGACACCAGCCAAGAGAGUUUCCAAGGAUGACUGGUUGGAAUGGCUCAGAAGGCUAAGCAUUGAGCUUCUCAAGGCCUCACCGUCACCGGCCCUUCGCUCCUGUUGGUCCCUCGCUCACAGUUACAACCAGCUCCCCAAGGACCUAUUCAAUGCUGCCUUCUUGUCCUGUUGGGUGUGCCUCAGUGAGAAUGACCAGAAAGAGAUAAUAGAGAACUUCCAGAAGGCUCUGAUGGAUCAGGAUAUUCCAGAGAUCACCCAGACAUUGCUCAACUUGGCUGAGUUCAUGGAGCACUGUGAAAAAGGACCGCUUCCACUUGAUCAGAAGUUGCUUGGUGAGCGUGCCCAGAAAUGUCGUGCAUAUGCUAAAGCACUUCACUACAAGGAGGACGAGUUUCACAGGGGUCCUACUACGGAAGUGCUGGAAGCUUUGAUUAGCAUCAACAACAAGUUGCAGCAGCCAGAAGCUGCCGCUGGUGUCUUGGAAUAUGCAACCAAGUGUCAUGCAACGGACCUGAGAGUGAAGGAGCGCUGGUAUGAGAAGCUACACGAUUGGGAGAAUGCACUGCGGGUCUAUGGAAGGGCACGAGAGCAGAAGCCAGAUGACGUGGAACUCAUCUUGGGCCAGAUGAGGUGUCUGGAAGUUCUCGGCGAGUGGGAACAGCUGUACCAAUUGGCGAGUGAAAACUGGGGCCAUAGUUUAUACAGCAACCAACAAAAGAUGGCUCGCAUGGCAUCCGCAGCUGCUUGGGGUCUUGAAAAGUGGGACACCAUGGAGGAGUAUGUGCAGGUGAUCCCUCGUGAUACCACCGACAGUGCCUUUCACCAAGCAGUCCUUGCCGUACACAAGGAAAACUUCCAAGGGGCACAGCAGUUCAUUGACAAAGCAAGAGACCUGAUAGACACAGACCUUACUGCCAUGGUUGGAGAAAGCUAUAGCCGAGCGUAUGGGGCAAUGGUGCAAGUGCAGAUGUUGGCUGAACUGGAGGAAGUAAUUCAGUACAAGCUUGUGCCCGAACGAAGGGAAGCAAUCAAACAGAAAUGGUGGGACAGGCUGCAGGGUUGUCAGAGGAUUGUCGAGGACUGGCAGAGGAUAUUGCAGCUUCAUUCAUUAGUUGUAAAGCCCAAGGAUGACAUGCGCAGCUGGCUGAAAUUCAGCAGCCUGUGCAGGCGGAAUGAACGGCUGGCUCAGUCCCACAGAACACUGGUCACACUCUUGGGGACAGACCCUUCUCUAGUGCCAAACCAGCCUCUGCCUACGGCUUACCCUGCUGUAACGUUUGCCUAUAUCAAACACAUGUGGCAGAGCCAUCAGAAGGAGAAUGCUUUGAGGCAGCUGCACCACUUUGUCCAAACAGAGCUUCCAGCCAACAGCACCUUGAACCACCUGUGCCUACCUGUCCCCAAUGACAAUGCACAGCGUAGUGAACACCAGAAGCUCCUAGCCAGGUGUUACCUGAAGCUUGGACAGUGGGAGGAAUGUAUGCAGGGCAUCAAUGAGACCUCAAUCCCCAUGAUCUUACGCUACUAUCAGUUGGCCACAGAACAUGACAAUGACUGGUACAAGGCUUGGCAUGCAUGGGCUUACAUGAACUUUGAGGCUGUCUUGUUCUUCAAGCACCAAGCUCAGCAGAGCAACAAUGCCAGUGCACAGCCUCUGCAGCAGCAGCCACUCCAACAGGUUGGGGCUGGUGAAACUGCAAGCUAUGCUGGUGACUGCCCUAGAACUGGUCUGACAGCUCAGCACAUCAAGGACUACACAGUACCUGCCGUAAAAGGGUUCUUUCGGUCAAUUGCCCUGUCUCAUGGAAGCACUCUACAGGACACACUCAGGCUGCUGACCCUGUGGUUUGACUAUGGUCACUGGCCUGAGGUGAAUGAGGCCCUGGCCGAGCGGGUGAACAAGGCCCCAAUGGAGACUUGGCUUCAGGUGAUACCACAGCUCAUUGCCCGCCUUGACACCCCCCGACCUUUGGUGGCAGGACUUGUUCAUGAGCUGCUGGGAGAAGUGGGACGCAAACACCCACAGGCCCUCAUCUACCCCCUAACUGUGGCAUCCAAGUCUGCACUUCCUGCCCGCAGCCGAGCAGCAUUACGUGCCCUUGGUGUUAUGCGGGAGCACAGUGCCAGGCUUGUCAAUCAGGCUAUAACAGUGAGUGAAGAGCUCAUACGUGUGGCCAUCCUGUGGCACGAGCUGUGGCACGAAGGCCUGGAAGAGGCCUCUCGGCUCUACUUUGGGGAGCGCAAUGUCAAGGGCAUGUUUGCCACCUUGGAGCCCCUGCACGCCAUGAUGGAGCGAGGGCCACAGACACUGCGAGAGACAUCUUUCCACCAGGCCUAUGGUCGAGACUUGGCAGAGGCAUUGGAGUGGUGCAAGAAGUACCAACGUUCUUUGAAUGUCAAAGAUCUGACUCAGGCUUGGGACCUCUACUACCACGUGUUCCGUCGCAUCUCCAAGCAACUGCCUCAGCUCACCUCCCUGGAGCUGCAGUAUGUGUCACCAAAACUCCUCAUGUGCCGUGACUUUGAGCUGGCUGUGCCAGGCAGCUACAACCCAAACCAGCCUGUCAUCCGCAUUGCUCGCAUUGAGAGUUCACUCCAGGUCAUCACCAGCAAACAGAGGCCCAGGAAGUUGUGCAUCAAGGGCAACAAUGGCAAAGACUACAUGUUCUUGUUGAAGGGACAUGAAGACUUGAGGCAAGAUGAAAGAGUUAUGCAGCUGUUUGGCCUUGUCAAUACACUGCUGGUCAAUGACCCAGAAACAUCACGUAGGAAUCUGACCAUUCAACGUUACUCAGUCAUCCCGUUAUCCACAAACAGUGGGCUGAUUGGUUGGGUGCCUCACUGCGACACUCUGCAUACCCUCAUUCGAGAUUAUAGGGACAAGAAGAAGAUUUUGCUCAACAUUGAACAUCGAAUCAUGCUAAGGAUGGCACCGGACUAUGAUCACCUGACUCUCAUGCAAAAGGUGGAGGUCUUUGAGCAUGCCCUUGAGCACACCAAUGGUGAUGACUUGGCCAAGCUGCUCUGGCUGAAGAGCCCCAGCUCAGAGGUGUGGUUUGAUCGGCGCACCAACUACACGAGGUCAUUGGCUGUCAUGUCCAUGGUUGGCUAUGUACUUGGACUUGGAGACAGACAUCCUUCCAAUUUAAUGUUGGACCGGCUGAGUGGAAAGAUUUUGCACAUAGACUUUGGAGACUGCUUUGAAGUCGCCAUGACUCGUGAGAAGUUUCCAGAGAAAAUUCCUUUUCGACUUACACGCAUGCUCAUCAAUGCCAUGGAGGUGACUGGCAUUGAGGGCACGUAUCGAAUGACCUGUGCAAAGGUGAUGAAGGUGCUGCGUGGGAACAAAGACAGCCUUAUGGCUGUCCUUGAAGCCUUUGUCUAUGACCCUCUGCUCAACUGGAGGUUGAUGGAUGCUCAGCCAAAAGUGAAACAUUCUAAAACAAGAGGUGGCUCAGCCCCUUGCAGCCAUGACCAAGGAGAUAUCCUGGAAGCUGUGGAUAUUGGCUCCCAGCCCACUGCAAAGAAGGCAGUUGAUGCGAUUUCUGGUAUUGGUGAUGGUGAAGGUGGCCAGCCAGAGGCUCUGAACAAGAAGGCUUUGGCCAUAAUCAACAGGGUGCGAGAUAAGCUUACAGGGCGAGAUUUCGCACCAGAUGAGACUUUGGAUGUUCCUGAACAAGUAGAACUUUUGAUAAAGCAGGCGACUUCACACGAAAACCUGUGCCAGUGUUAUAUUGGAUGGUGCCCGUUUUGGUGAAACUAAGGGUACGGGUGAAAAGAAGAUGCAUCCACAAACGUCUUGGGAGAUCCUGUUGGGCGAUGCUGGACGGGGAGCUGUUUGUUGUUGGAUGGACUCUAUAUCUUUGUGCAGCAUGGUGUAAAUUGUUAUCUUUCUUCUGUCCUGAACUCUUAGACAUCAGAGUUACAGAUAAAGUGUACAUUGUUAUCAACA
Rhipicephalus sanguineus (brown dog tick) is the source of this 5103-nucleotide messenger RNA. RefSeq names its product serine/threonine-protein kinase mTOR-like (gene Tor). The record is from RefSeq and is a predicted model, not a curated record. Gene Ontology annotation, molecular function: protein serine/threonine kinase activity; protein-containing complex binding; protein binding. Gene Ontology annotation, biological process: TOR signaling; negative regulation of macroautophagy; protein phosphorylation. Gene Ontology annotation, cellular component: TORC1 complex; TORC2 complex; nucleus. Lineage: Eukaryota; Metazoa; Arthropoda; Arachnida; Ixodida; Ixodidae.